UCGCGCGCGAAGCAUGCCGCGCGCGCGCAACUUUCCCGAUUUCUAAACUUAAAACAAUAGUGCCGUGUUAUUUAUGAUUAUGACAGUUUUUGUGACAUGUUGCUAAUCGUGUAAUGAGUGUGUCAUGUGAGCCUGUAUUGCGGAUUCGCAAAUUGCUACUGUUUACCUUUUUAUGGUUAGGAACAAAUGUCACAAUGGACAGGUCGGUGCGAUGAGAUCGGCGCUGGCGCUGCUGGUGAUGGUGACGGCGGCCGCUGCGCAACUGCCUCCUGCCGACGCGCCCCUCAACGACACACGCUGCGGCACAGAGUGUGUGAGGUGCGCAGCGGACGGUUGCAUCAAAUGCGCCCGGCUGCUGGUCUGGCCGGGCGGCACUUGUGCGCAUACCUGUCCAGGCGGCUCACGCGAGGCCUGGGCGCAUGAUGACCACCUCAUGGGCCGCGUCUGCUAUCCCGCCAAUACUUAUAAUGAGGUGUUAGUUGGCGGUGCGUGUGGUAUAAUUGUCUGUGUGCUGCUAGUCGUUGCUGGUGCGACGUAUGCGCGUUGCCGGAGCAGCGCACGGACGCGCUCGCAACCGUUGCCACAACCUGGGUUGGACGACGACACGCGGCUUAGAGAGUUCCACAAACAGCUGGACUGCUUGCGACCACACGCCUACACGUUGCUAGCAAUAUUAAACCACACCCGGCACCAGGUCCGGGAACUGUACCAGCUGGGCAACCGCGAUGCCGCAAUGGCUUACAGUUGCGUGAUGAGCGACCUGGCGAAACUGCUUAUUUUGUUGAAUAAGCAGCAAGUGCCCGUAGUGCCGGAGGAGUGGCCACGGCUCGCCAGCUGGGCUGAAAGAAUAUUAAAACGCUACAGCCGCAACCCACUGCCGCCGCAGUCGCAAGAGCAUCAGCUAGUAAAUUUCCUCUCGCCCCCACCGAGCCAAAGCUCGGACUCUGAUAUCACUCAGCAGUCCUUCUCUACUUUUAAGCCCCCUUCAUACUCUCCAACGUCAUACGACAGUACUUUGGAUAAAGAAUUAGAGAGCCAAUGGGCGGACGUCCGGCCGCCUAGCUACUCGCAGAUAGAGAAAGAGAAAGAGACAAUAGUCCUCUCCGAUCCAUGGGAGAGGAGACCAAUUGUUAGAAGAGAGAGUGUGUGGCUCGAAGACGAGCUAUUUGAAAUGACAAGAAGACCACAGGACGAGCUGACCACAGAACUAUAACAAAGAAUAGAAUAGGAACAAGUAGCAUUUCUUCCAGCAUUCCAAUGUUUUCAAUAAACCCACGUAACAAUUUUAUAGGGGAAACAUGUAUACAAUACAACGUGUAACAAAAAUAACUGACAGUGAACACUAAGAUCUCGAUCUUUUGUUAUAACACUUAUAACCGAAUUCCGAACUGGAGGAGAUUUUGACAUUAUCGCUAAUAUGUUUAUCUAAACGGCCUAAACCUAUUUGUCUAUGCGAUAUUCAAUUUAUGAUUACAUUCAAUAGUUUAUUCCAAUGGUUUCAUAAAUUGGGUGCCGGAUUUGUUGUUUAUAAAUUUUAGAUGAAAUGCCUAGUUAUUAUUUUAAUUAAUUUUGUUUAAAUAUAUUCGUAUGUUUUUCUAUCUUAAUAAUUCUAGUCAAUACGUAACUUUACACUUAUUACCUAUGUAGCAUAUUUCUAUACUUCACCUCGGAAAAAAAAUCCUAUAUUUCAGAUUGUCAGUUGAUAUACCGUUACACGUUGAUAUUAAAAAUGACCGUUAAAAAUAUUGUUUCGUGAACUUAGGAACAGAACACAAACACAAAUUGAACCUACCAAUUAAUUGGAAUAUAUAUUGUAUAGGUAUUUUAUUACGCUAACGCUAAAGUAGACAUGAAAAAUAAUUAUUGCAGACAAAUUUGGUUAUACACCUUAUUAACUAACCAAGUUAAUCAUCGAUCGAAUUUCGAUUACCUAUAUCUGCCUAGUUGGAAUCGUUUGAAGACUGCAGUCGCUACGAAAGUUUGUGACAUAAGAUUAUCUUUAGUAUGUUUGCUCUAGUGAUAGCAUUACACUACGAUUCUUCAUUUGAAGCUAGUGUGCUAGUAAAAACGACGGCUACCGUGAAAGUCGGAAAUCGAAGAAAGUCGGUCUCCACUCUAUCGAUCUUGCAAAUUGCAAUAUUCGAUUAACAGGAACGCAGAUAGCAAAUUUUAUAAUUUCGAUAUUUACGGUAACGCCCUAGAAAAGUUGUAACUUUUACCCAAAACCGUUUACUAAGCUUGACCCAAGAAAGUCUUUGAAGUACAAAAAAAUACAACUCAAUGCGACGUUAAUUUAUAAAAUGUGUGUAUAGUUAUCAUAUUGUAGUAACUAAAUAUUAUUUUUGUAAGUAGGGAAUUAGUGCUUAUUGACGCAUAGUUUAUUACUUUAAUACAUUAUACCGUGUCGUACCUGUAACUUAUCGAAAUGAAUAAAAGAAUAAAGUUGACGGAUAACCUUU
Messenger RNA from Cydia strobilella, 2459 nucleotides. RefSeq lists its product as uncharacterized. Bases 173 to 1213 code for a protein of 346 amino acids. Lineage: Eukaryota; Metazoa; Arthropoda; Insecta; Lepidoptera; Tortricidae. The record is from RefSeq and is a predicted model, not a curated record. The transcript is spliced from 7 exons.